This is a messenger RNA of Apodemus sylvaticus (European woodmouse), 331 nucleotides long. It is a transcript of the gene Znf593os, whose product is annotated as ZNF593 opposite strand. The record is from RefSeq and is a predicted model, not a curated record. Lineage: Eukaryota; Metazoa; Chordata; Mammalia; Rodentia; Muridae. The transcript has a single exon. The coding region runs from base 82 to 327 and encodes 81 amino acids.
CAUUCCCUGCUGCCUGCCUAGCCGGGACCCAGAUGGGCAGUGAGGCGAGAAGGAUCGGGGUGGAAUCUCCCCGGGGCAGAAAUGGCGUCCGAAUCUUCUUUACCCAGCUGCGCCAUCUUAUCCUGUUCCUGGCCAGAAGCCUCAGUUGGCCCUUCACGUGCACCCUCUGUGUUCUCCCAGAUGCAGGUGGCUGGGGAGCUGAAGGCGGAGCCCCGGAGUCCGCUCGUUGGGAUUGUGGCUACAUUGUUGGCUGUCCUCGGGUUAGGUGGCUCCUGCUACGCUGUGUGGAAGAUGGUGAAGCAUCGGCAACCAUCACAGGCCCCAUGAUGAG